AUGACUGAAGAGUACACAACUCACGAUGAUGAGCCAGAAGACGAACUCUGCCGGAAAGAUGCUGUCAUCAAACUCGGAUCCAUUGUUAUUCCACUCUUCUUUGCUCUUCUGGUUGUGUUCAGCUGCAUUGGUAACACACUGGUUCUGGUCAUUCUGGUGCUGUACGAGAAGUUUAAAUCUCUGAUCAACAUCCUGAUCCUCAAUUUGGCUCUGUCAGAUCUGCUCUUCACCUUUGGUCUUCCUUUCUGGGCUUCGUACUUCAUCCAUGGUUGGAAAUUUGGAGAGAUUGGCUGUAAAGCGAUCAAGUUUCUGUUCUACGUGGGCUUUUACAGCAGCGUGUUGUUCUUGACUCUCAUGACCAUUCAGCGCUACAUGGCAGUGGUUCAUCCUCUGUCCGACUGGGAGAAAUGCAGAUGUUUUUCAGUCGCUCCCAUUAUCAUUUGGAUGAUGAGUGGAACGGCUGCGCUGUUAGUCUCACUUCAUAGCAGAGUCUUAAUACACGAUGAUAACUUUUAUUGUGAAUUUGACAGUUUAAGAGUAAAACAUGUCGCCGUUUACUCACAAAACAUUUUCUUCUUGAUGGCGUUUUGCAUCAUGGGAUUUUGCCAUGCCAGAAUGUUUCGGAUAAUAACCCAAUCUCGAACAAGACGUCGUCGGAAGACCAUCAAUCUCAUAUUUUGCAUAGGCAUAGUGCUCUUCAUUGGCUGGGCUCCAUACAACAUUGUUAUGCUCUUGAAAACUUUACAGGAUUACGCUUUGUCUCCAUUCUUAGUCUGUAGCGUAUCCAUUCAUCUUGACUAUGCAUUUUAUGCUUCCCGUCUGUUGGCGUUUUCACACUGCUGCCUAAACCCAGUGCUUUAUACUUUAAUUGGAGAAAGAUUCCAGAAACAUUUACGAACAUUACCCAAGAAAAUGUGUUUAAAAUAA
Messenger RNA from Danio aesculapii, 927 nucleotides. RefSeq names its product chemokine XC receptor 1. Bases 1 to 927 code for a protein of 308 amino acids. Gene Ontology annotation, cellular component: membrane. The record is from RefSeq and is a predicted model, not a curated record. The transcript has a single exon. Gene Ontology annotation, molecular function: chemokine receptor activity. NCBI's taxonomy places the organism in Eukaryota, Metazoa, Chordata, Actinopteri, Cypriniformes, Danionidae. Gene Ontology annotation, biological process: G protein-coupled receptor signaling pathway; chemotaxis; immune response.